This is a messenger RNA of Gasterosteus aculeatus aculeatus (three-spined stickleback), 2671 nucleotides long. It is a transcript of the gene peak3, whose product is annotated as inactive tyrosine-protein kinase PEAK1. Gene Ontology annotation, molecular function: protein kinase activity. Gene Ontology annotation, biological process: protein phosphorylation. Lineage: Eukaryota; Metazoa; Chordata; Actinopteri; Perciformes; Gasterosteidae. The record is from RefSeq and is a predicted model, not a curated record.
UGACAGGUUCGUCAUCCCGGCCUUUAUCUGUAAGUAUCUGUAAGCAAGCACACCUGCAUGCAAGCACGGGGCCCCGAAGAGGGCACCUCAUGCGUAGGGGCUCAAAGUGCAUCAUCCAAAAGAGGUGAAGUUCAUGCUAACUCCACGCAUGAAGAAUCUAGAUCAACCGAGAAACGGAAAAAAUCUACCGUGCAAGUAGAAGGAACUUUGCUGCAUAACUGCUCUUCCCCAUUCUGUCACGUUGAGGUUAGCGCAGAGAGCCGUGCGUGCCCUCAGAACAGACACCACUUUUUCCGGUACCAACCUCAAGCUUCGAUUUUUGCCAAAAGAUAACGAGAGCCAAAAAGCCCACUUUGAAACUUGCAGCUCCACAGAGACAGACAGACGCCGGUUUAAAAAAAAGCAACCGAGGGAGUAACUGAGACAAAGGGAAGUAUGUCAGAGAGGCACCACUGCAUCCACACACACACACACACACACACACACACACACACACACUACGCCCAGUGAAAGCAGUGAGCAAGGUGCAGGAGCAGGGGUACAGGUGUUGGGACCUUCUGUAGAUCCCUGAUGGCGUCCGGUCCCUGCAGCAGAGCGGAGGAACUGCCGCCGGCGCUGCCUGUCAAACAGCUCAGGCGCCUUUCCUCCGCACGUUCGGAGUUUGACAGCGCGACGCUCAGCCCCGUCGGACUCCAGCAUCCAAACUGUGCAUGCGACGACGUCUUUUCUGACUCCGCGGAUUGCCACGCAGUCCUGUGCCCCGUACACCAGCGCUACGAUCCGCUCCGACACCAGCUGAGAUUUUUCUCCGAUGGCACCCCGCCGCCCGUCCCAAAGAAGAGGUUAUCUCGCACCCUCUCCCUCCCCGGCAACAACGUGCCUCAACUCUCCCCUCUGUCUCCGCUGCAAAGACGCCCUCAGAACUUUGACAACCCCGCGUACAUGCUGGCGCCCGUGCCCGACGCCCAAUUCCACGAGGAGACCGGAGACCUGCAGCCAGUGAGCGGGCGUCCCGUCCCCUUACUGUCCUUCUCCCAGCUGUCCUUCGACACCCCAGACGAACACCUGCCGUGCCUCUUGGGCAGAUUUGACGACCGGAGGCUCGUGUCUCAGGGGAUUCAGCGUCGACACCUGCUGUUUCUGAGGAGCGCGGCACAGAGCGCGGAGGCCGGGGUCCUGCUGCAGGGAGAGGCCGCCGACAGCGACCUCACCUCCUACCAGCCUCAGGAUUUCCGGCUGUGUGAGGACAGCGAGCCAAAGCGGGUCGGAGACGCGCUUUACUACAGCCUGCGCUGCCACAAGCUCCCGGGGAGGGUGCUCGGCCUACGGGUGCACAAACAGACGGACGGAGCUUCCUCGGCUCAAACCGAGCGCCAGACGGCGCAUGCCAACGUGCAGAGUGUGGUCGCUCAUUUCCAGGGAACGAGGAAUGAUUCCGGCCGCUUGGAAGCUCAAGGUCCAUCGGGUCACUCCAAGUCAGACGACUGCACUGCUGCCGAAGCGCAGAGUGGAGGCGGCGAGGAUCUGACCUCAGUUCAGUCCCUCCUCGUGAAAGGGCUCUUGGUGAGCGUCGAGAGGGACCUGCCUCAGGCCACCCUCGAGGACUUUGUUCGGGACGGCAGCUCGCUGCAGCGCGCAGACAGCUUCGAGUACGACAGGCGGGUGUGCGCUCUGCUGCUGCAGAUAAUAAAGGGCUCGCAACAUCUGUGCAACAUCAGCACCACCGUAGCCGAGCUGCGACCGCGGGGGAUCUUUUUGGUGUGGCCCAGCGGGGAGAGGGAAGGAGGCGAGGCCUCAGGAAGGAGGCGAGGCCACGAGACCUGCGGACCGAGAGAGGAGACGGAGCGGGGAAAGACAGAGGCAAAAGGACAGAUCCAGAUGUUAUGGGGGACCCACGGAUCCCCUCGCGUGGUCUUGACCCCGCUGCCGUCCGCUCAGUUCGUACCGGACGGCCUCGCCUACAUCAAAUCCCAGAUCGGAGCCUUGAUUCUAUACUGCCUGCACUCACAAGACGGCCCGGCACCUCUGGACCCGUCCAUGCCCCCCCACCGGAGGGGGCUCCUUCAGCUGGCCGCCGGGCUGCGGAGCGAGAGCGGCGGGCCGCGGGUGGCCGACGUGGCGGCCGCGCUUCAGGCGCUCCUGUGGGGGCCACGAGGCACUGUGACCGCCGCUGUGCACAACUGGCUGACGGUGAAGCGAGCCCUGCUGGUGAUGAAGCUGGCGGAGAGGGGGCUGAUCCAGGACCAGUCGGCCCCGCACUGGGAGGACGGCAUGUGCCUGCAUUACCUGGCGUUUACAGACCCGGAGACAAUAAGGAGCGCGACGAGUCUGCUGAAUGCGGAGGGGAAAAGUUGAGUCAAACCUGGCAGGUUGUAAACUGUAGUAUGUACAAAUAAAUACACACAGGUGCUUUGAAAAGACGAAGAAGUUUCCAUUCUUCAAUUUUACAGUUCCUGACCCUUGAUGAAAAUGUAAUGUAUUGAACAAAAUGAUCAUCAUAAAAAAUGUUUUUCAGCUUUUUAGAAAAAGGGAUGGAAUUGCACUUGAACUAUUCUUGUAUUUGUUUUUUUCUACCAUUAAAAAAAUGGAUAGUCUUCUUUUUCCCAGUGAGUCCACUGUACAUUUUUUCUGAAUAAAUCAUGAAGAGGUCUCAGCAUGCACCAAAGUAAAA